Messenger RNA from Pseudo-nitzschia multistriata, 3821 nucleotides. Lineage: Eukaryota; Bacillariophyta; Bacillariophyceae; Bacillariales; Bacillariaceae. The record is from the annotation of a GenBank genome assembly.
GAUCGAAACCAAACCAAAGCUGCUGCGCCGCUUUCCUUCUUUGAGUUGGUUCAGACUACCGGAAACAAAUCAUCCUAGUCGAGAUGCGCAGGUCUCGUUCCGCGGCGAACACUCGCUACCACGACCGUGACAGGAGAACAAGCACUCGGAGCAGCAGUCGCUACGACGACGAGAGCGACAACAGCACUUUUUUCUAUUUCGACAGCGACAGCGACAGCGAUGGAUUGAGCAGCUACAGAGGCAGCAGCAGAAAACAUACCGGCAUCGAUGAUUGGAUGUACGGCAGCCACAGCGACGAUUCCUACCCCGACACUAGGCGUGGGGCGCGCAAGGAAUCGUACCGGGACCGAUCUAGAUCGAAGAGGUCCCAUUUGGUUAUUGAUUCCGAGAGCGACGAUUCAAGCUUCUACGAAAUCGAACACCGAGGACCAAGAAGGAAUCGCAGCAACCACAGUCUCCGAACAGCCAUGAUACGAAACGGAGACCGAACCUUUUCCGAGUCGGAAUGUGGUAGUGACAGCGACUCGAACGGCCCCCACAACUUUUCGUCGAGGAUCGAACGAAUAAAGAGCCGUUCCCGCCAAUCCUUCAGCUCGGACGACGAUUCUAGGAGCGGUUCUAGGUCGUCUCGCCGCCGAAACCGGAAACCUCCGGAAGGAAUGCGACGAGCGAGAUCGGAUCCAAACCUGGUGCAGUCGGUCCAGCGACCCGGGGACCAGCAGCCACAAUUGACCAACCCAGUGGUUGUGAGCGCUCAGAACCAGCAAAUGGGAAUCCAGACUGGAAACGAUCCUGGGUUGUUGAGAUCUAGUUCCUUUAAAAGCACAGGUAAUUUUGGCCAAAACUUCCUCCCCAAUCAACAAAAUUCGAUGUCGAGGUUGAUGAUGAACGCCAAUUUUUCUAACCAAGGAAAUGGCAACCCGAUUGCCGGGGAUGGACUAAGAAGGAAUCUGUCCAGUAACAAUAUCAUGGGAAAUACGAAUCCGCGAAUGCCAUUAGGACCUGGAAAUAUGGUGAGAUCCACAUCGGGACAAUCAUUCCACACUUUCGCAUCGGGUCAAGACCAAUUUACGCGGUCAGGCCAUGGCGCCCUUGCACACAUGAAUCAUCAGGCAAGACCUCACAUGACGAAAUGGAAAUCACAAAACAGUCUUGGAAACAACGAUGCAAUGCUCGGUAAUGCGAUGUCACCGAUGGGAUCAGGAUUGGUACACGGUGCUUCUCUCAGAAGUUUUGCAAACCGUGACGCAAUGCUCGACAACCCGAUGCAACAGCAGGCAUCGAGGCUGAUGAGGAACUCCCUCAAUCAGAACACAUGCAACAACGAUGUAUUGAGUCGCUCGAUGCAUUCGGAUCGAUCGGGGAUGGUGCGAGUGACUUCCCCUUCGAGUCUGGGCAACAACAAUCCGCUGCUCAAUCAUAACUCGAUGCACUCUCAUCGACAAGGAUUGAUGGGAGACACACAAUCAUCACAAAGAAGCAUUCGGAGUAAAAACGGAUUUCUCCAUGGUUUGAUACAUUGCGAUCCAAAAACUGCGAUAGACGGGUGUCAGCAAUCAUGUAGAACGAGCAAUACGCAAUGGGAAGCGGAAACAAACAACUCCGACUCGGUCUUUGGAGAUUCAAUAUCUGUGCUGUCAGGCGCGUCCGGGGACGGUUCGGCAACAUCGCCAGUCAGUGUACCCUCACAGAGUCUCGCAGACCAAAUUUUUUCUCGCCAAAUGUAUUCUCGAAGUCGGCGUGGAGAUACAUAUUCUGUUGUCAGCAACGGAGAUCCUCCAGGAAUGGACAUGAACCGUUCAAGAAAGUAUAGAAACAACGGGUUUUCAGAUGAACAUUCGCAGUGCACGUUCGAUGACGAGCAAGAGAGUUUCAUAGCCCCCGAUGACCCUCCAGAUAUGUUCGAUCGAGAUCAAAUCGACAACGACCCCAGUGUAGAUGAACCAGAUUCUUGCCAUGAAAGUGAGGAAUCAGAAUCAUUCCGAGAAAGUGACGAAUCAGAAACAUACCAUGAAAGUGAAGAAUCAGAAACAUACUAUGAAAGUGAUGAAUCAGAAUCAGACCAAGAAAGUGACGAAUCUUCUUCUGAAUCGGACUUUGAUCGACCGAUUUUGUAUAAUGAUGGCAACCCAUCUAGCAACAGUAGCUUCGAUGAGGACCGUAGGUACAGCUUUGAGAUCAUUCUCUCCCGCAAAUCUCUAGGAGGCUCCCGUUCUGAAAACUCUGUGAAGUUUGGCCGCAGUAUCAGAGGACAAGUAACGGCAUCAAAUUGUGAAAGGUCGCAUUCGAAAUUCUCUUCUGAUCUUGCGUUCGAAUACGACCAAGAAAUAAAUCCUCCACAAAGAAGUUCUUCUUCCAAGAGAUUCAAACGAGUACAAGAUUUCGAAAAUAUUGGUUAUAGCGACAGUGUAGAAGACAGUGAAGAAUGCAGUGAUGAAGAUAGCGAAGAAGACAGUGUCGAUGACAGUGAAGAAGAUAGUGUUGAAGAUAGUGAAGAAGACUGUGUCGAAGACAGUGAAGAAGACAGCGUAACUACAACUUCACAACAAAAACCUGUGAGCUGGUUAGCGCGGCAGAUUUCAAAUCGAAAAUUGAUUGAGGGGACUUCUUCGUCGCGCUCAAUAGAACCAAAAGGUUUGAACAUCACAAGCCAUUGCGAUGGUGUUUCUCCAAGAGAUUCUGGCUUUCAUUAUGAUAGCGACAUUGAUGAAUACAUGCUUACAUCGAAAACUUCCAGUGAUUAUGGCAACGUUUUGAGUGCUGCAGAAACGAGAAGGAAAGUAACGAGUGAAGAUGAGGAAACAUUUGAGGAGAACAGUAACCUUGAGCCAUUAACCGAAUAUUUUGCCAAGUCUAAAAUAAGGAAAAACGGGACAUCUUCUCUUGGAAAAAUUCAAACUCUCGGUUUCGAUGAUCGUACUCUUACAACCGAUACGAUGUCACAAGAGAUCCCCUCAGUGAUAAUUAGUAAGAUAGCCGCUUCAGAUAAUUCAUUCAAAGACUCCGAAUCGGUACUUUCCUCGUCAACAAGUGAGACGCGAACAAAAAGCUCAAGAAAGAAAAGUAAGAAGAAGCUUUCGAAGGUGGAAACCGGUACGCAUGAAGGUCGCAAGAAGAAGAUGCCUUCAAAGAAAUCAUCAAACAAGAAGAAAGAGCGACCAAGUACGUCUKGCAGUACAAAAAAGGCUCUGAAAAAAGAAAAAUCGAAGAAAAAGAAAGAUCGAAAAAAAUCUGAUGAUAAAAAGAAGAUCCGCAGUGAGGACACCUCUCCAAAAGCGAAGACUACUGACAUCGAACUUUGUACAAAGAAAAAGAAAUCGAAACCGAAAAAGAAGAAGAAGAAGGGCUCUAAAAAAGAGGUAAGAAAAUCGAAAUCCCAUAAAAAGAAGAGUGUUUCGAAAGCCAACAGUGAUAAAGAUUCCAAGACGAAAAAGAAGGACAAAUUUCGUUCUUCAUCCUCGAGGAAGCCAAAAGAUCUGGACGAACCAGGUAGGAUCAAUGCAACAAAGGAGGGGAAAUCGAAUAGAAUUUCUUUAAAGACGUCAAGUAAACGGGAGCAAAGGCUUCUCCAAAAGGCAACAGCAAGAAAUUAUGAUGACAAGUUAAGCUUUGAUGACAACAGUGUGUUCAGUCUUUUGGACAAACUAAGAGCCUGUGAAAAUGAUUGUUAAGAAAUAAAGGUGAGGAAUUAUUGUACUAAUUAAUUUUGUUAGAAGUAGUAGUUUAUUUGCUGCAUUGCAUUACUACCAUAUCUAGUACUUACAACUUGUAAUCAGUACUAUGCAUGGAACAAUUACACAAAAGAAAAAGUAAUACUUAUA